This is a messenger RNA of Somion occarium, 1836 nucleotides long. Lineage: Eukaryota; Fungi; Basidiomycota; Agaricomycetes; Polyporales; Cerrenaceae. The record is from the annotation of a GenBank genome assembly.
GGUCUUGUGAGUGGCUGAAGAUGGUGAUCGGCACUCCGAUCCUUGUCGAUCUUACCGGCCGGGAGUCAUCUCGCGAUCCCCACUGCCGUCGUUCAACGUAUAACUAUUUUACGACAUGGCAAAACCACAUGUCGACUAUUCGUUGUAUCUUGUCACCGGUCGUGACUUGCUACCUCCAGGAAAAGACUACUUCGAAUCGCUGGAAGAGUCCAUCCGUGGUGGAGUCACUCUCGUCCAAAUACGAGAAAAGGCAACGGACACUGGCAAGUUCCUCGAAAUCGCCCGCCGAUCCCUAGAAAUAUGUCAUAAAUACUCCGUCCCCCUACUCAUCAAUGACCGCAUCGACAUCGCCCUCGCUAUCGGCGCCGAUGGCGUGCAUCUCGGUCAGGCCGACAUGCCAAUCGACAUCGCCCGUUCCCUCCUCCCUCCAAACAGCAUCAUCGGUAAAACGUGUAAUAACUCAGAACAUGUCAGACAAGCUGUAGAGGAAGGUGUAGAUUAUGUUGGCUUGGGUCCCGUUUGGGGUACCAAGACUAAGGAUGUGACGGCUCCGACGACGGGCCCGAGGGGAAUUGGGACGAUGUUGGAUGAGUUGGAGGGUUCAGACGUCAAAGCUGUUGCAAUAGCCGGGAUCAAGUCCACUAACGUCCUGCACUGUCUUCACGGCUCCGUCUCUCCCGCUUCGAACCGCUCUCUAGAUGGCGUCGCUGUCGUCAGUGAUAUCGUCGCAUCCAUUGAUCCGUUCACAGCCGCAAGCAAGAUAGUCACCAUCGUAAAGGCGUUCAAACGCGCGAGAUCAGAGCAGACGCACAUAUUUUCUAAUCCACUGCUCGGAGACUUGAGCGUCGAGUACGACGCGGAGAGUGUAAAGAAGGCUGUCGGAAAGGCGUUGAAUGAUAUCAAGGAAUUUGGGCCUUUGGUUCAUCAGAUCACUAACAAUGUCGUGACCACUCAAUCCGCAAAUGCCACUCUGGCUUUGGGAGGUUCGCCUAUCAUGGCUACCGCUCCUGAAGAGAUGGAAGACCUUAGUAAAGUCACCGGUGCGCUUCUCGUCAACUUUGGCACCAUCCAGAGCUUGGCUGGUAUGCUCGCUGCCGGCCGAAACGCAAAUAUCAACAGGAAACCAAUCGUGUUUGACCCUGUUGGGGUAGGUGCGACCCAGUAUCGUAAAACAUGCGCUCAAGAGCUACUCAAUGAAUGGCAAGCAACCGUCAUCAAAGGAAACGCAGGCGAGCUUGCUGCGUUGGCUAACUCCAACGAAGUCCAGGCAAGAGGAGUGGAUAGUGUCGGGAACGGGUUCGCUGAUCCUGCUGAGUUUGUCCGGAGUCUUGCAAGAAAAGAACGCUGCAUAAUCGCACUGACCGGUACCACCGACUAUAUCUCCGACGGCUACAUCGUCCUCAAACUCUCCAACGGACACCCACUUUUGGGCGAGAUCACGGGUUCUGGGUGUAUGGUAGGCACUUGUGUGGCGACGUUUUGUGCUGGUGUCAGUUUGCGAGAACACGCCGAGCGUGUGGGAGGAGAGGAUGACGGGAGGUUAGCAAGAGGUGAUAUGUUGAUUGCUGCUGCUGGAGGGGUUUUAGCACUGACUAUAGCUUCGGAAUUCGCUGCGGCUAGGGAAGACGUCAAAGGCAGUGGGACGUUCCUCCCUGCCCUUAUCGACGAGCUCGGGAAACUUACGCCCGAGAAAAUGGAAAAGGCAGCAAAAGUUGAAGUCCUAUAGACACGUUUCGGUAGAAAUACACUAGCUAUAUGUACAAAUCCAAUCUAGAACCUACAUGGUACAAUUUCAAACUACAUCAACUUGGAUACGAGGAAUGUCACACUUCCUCC